AUGGAAAAUAACAAAUGCAAGACUUUGAUGGCCCAACAUUUCAACAUCAUUGAGAGACAGAUCUGCGCCGGGUUUGAUUCCGGACUCUAUGAUGCCUGCCAGGGGGACAGUGGUGGACCGAUGGUGGUGCGCAAGAACGGGAGGUACAUCGUGGCUGGGAUAGUGUCAGUAGGCGUUGGAUGCGCCCGACCUAAACUUCCUGGCGUUUACACUAACGUAGCACAAUACCUUGACUGGAUCGUAGAAAACGCCAAGGUGUAA
Molecule: messenger RNA, 261 nt
Organism: Darwinula stevensoni
Lineage: Eukaryota; Metazoa; Arthropoda; Ostracoda; Podocopida; Darwinulidae
Source: the annotation of a GenBank genome assembly